AUGAAAAGAGCAAAGACUGCGAAAGAGGGUGGAUGGCCAGGAAUUACGUUCUACACCGCGCUUUCCAAAAGCUCUGUGGACUAUGAGACGUUUAGGAAGUGUGCGGAGAGGAGAAUAGAGAUGCUGAGGUGUGAGGAGGGGGACGGCAUCAUUUCUAAAUGCCUUAGUACAAGCAUAGAAGAAGAUAUUCUCUCCCACUUCUUCUGCAGGGUGGUGUGUUCCCAAGAUGCAUGGAAUGCUGUCUGGUUUGUGAAUGCAGAGGUGAAUCUGCUCCGACUGCGAAUAUCUAAGAAUCCGGGUGGUGCAAGAGCGUUUUUUCUGAGUGAGGUACUGCCCCACAUGGAUGGGGCAAGGACCCAAGACGGCGUCCUGGUGCUAGGAAUGAGAAGUAGAUACAACCCAGAUGUCGUUGCUAGUGCAGCGUCUUCAGAGGUCCUUGUUCACUUCACGAAGGUCAUUGACCUGAUUGGAAAAAGGGCGGUUGUGCCUGAAGGAGGAUACCUCAGGCUGAAUGACGAGGGCAUUGGAUCGCUACUUGUCAGCGAAUUUAGAAGAUAUCUGAGCAAUAGGAUGGAUGAGCUAGUGGAGAUUUCUUCUAACGAGCCCGAUGAAAGAAUGAGAGUCCUUUCCACAAGCUUGCUGGCGAAUCCAACAGGAUACGAGAGAGGUACUAACUUUUCGUUGGAGAGUUCGGAGAGAUACUUUCCACCAUGCAUGCAGGACAUAAUGGAAAGGCUGAGAAAGAAUAAGCAUCUCAAGUACAAUGACAGGCAGACGCUAUGUCUUUUCCUUAAGGACUGUGGGAUGAGUGUUGAGGAUGGGAUAGCAUUUUUCCGAGGUUCGUUCAAGGCUCCCCGGGAGGUUUUCGACAAGGAGUACCUGUAUUCCAUUAGACACAACUAUGGCCUUGAGGGAAAGAGGGCAAACUACUCCUGCUUUAGUUGCUCAAAGAUAGCAAACAUGACGAAUGAGGAGAGAAGGAGCAGCUGUCCCUUUGUUGGGGACCCGGAGCAUAUAAGAGAGCGAAUUAAGGAUGUGGGGGCCGACAUUGAGGAUAUUAUGGGGGAAGGCCCAUUUAAUGGAAAGUGCACCAGGCUUCUCGAAAAGCUAACGUGCAGGAAGCAAUCGAGGCUGGUUGCAACACCUGUUAGAUACUAUCUCGAGUGCAAGGAUCCUGAGAGAAAUGGUGGGGAAAUUUGA
Messenger RNA from Encephalitozoon cuniculi GB-M1, 1200 nucleotides. RefSeq lists its product as uncharacterized. Bases 1 to 1200 code for a protein of 399 amino acids. The record is from RefSeq and is marked provisional. The transcript has a single exon. Gene Ontology annotation, biological process: DNA replication, synthesis of primer. Gene Ontology annotation, cellular component: alpha DNA polymerase:primase complex. NCBI's taxonomy places the organism in Eukaryota, Fungi, Microsporidia, Unikaryonidae.